AUGGCAUCUAUAAAGAAUCUUGAAGUCCAAAAGGGGAAAAUCGCUCAGCAACUAGCUUCGAGUUCUCAAGCACAAGGUGCUUUACCUAGUGCAACCGUGACAAAUCCUAGAGAGCAUAAUAAUGUUAGCACGGUGAUAACACGAAAUGGUAAAAUUGAUGAAGUUGUUGAGGAAGUGGAUGAAGAGGAAGACCAAUUGAUCGAAGUGGACCUUGAGAUCAAAGACAAUGAAGUUGUUAGAGAAGAAGUGGUAGCACCGAAACCGAUUGUGAAAGAAACAGUCAUUGAGCCCAAGCCGGUUGUUAAGCUCCCAUUCCCCACUAGAAACAAGAAAAAAGGGCAACAUGAGAAAAACUUUGAAAAAUUCUUAGAGUUAUUCAAGAAGCUGGAAAUUAACAUUUUGUUGUUGGAGACACUUGAACAAAUGCCUACGUAUGCCAAGUUCAUGAAGAAUAUCAUUUCUAAGAGGCGGGUCACCGACACUAACCCAAUUAUUCUAACCGAAACUUGUAGUGUUAUUUUGCAGGGUAUGAAGAUUCCGAUGAAGAAGAAGGAUCGAGGAGUUGUCACUAUUCCAUGUGCUAUUGGAGAUAGGUCGUUCAACAAAGCUCUUAUUGAUCUGGGAGCUAGUGUGAGUCUCAUGCCGUUGUCUAUUUACAAGAAGCUUGGUAUAUGGGUUGUGCAAGAUACCAGAAUGACACUCCAAUUCGCCGAUCAUUCGGUCAAGAAACCGUAUGGCAUUGUUGAAGAUGUUCUGGUGAAAAUUGAUAAGUUUGUAUUUUCGGUGGACUUUGUAAUUCUUGAAAUGCCGGAAGAUAAAGAGAUCCCUCUCAUUCUGGGGAGACCCUUUUUAGAAACGGGAUGGUGCUUGAUAAACAUAGAAGAAGGAACAAUGACACUGAAGGUGACGACAUAUGAUAACCCUUUGCAUACACCCCAGUCACCUUUGGAAAGAGUGUUAAGUUUGUCCAUUUUCGAGUCGGAUAAAGAGGUGGACAACAGGGAAUCUGAAGUGCUUGCCUUGUUGAACGCACAAACCCCGUGGAAAGGAUCUCGACCACGCCGGUGGGACGAUUUACGCCUACCUCAAUAUAGUGAGGAGAAUGAAGAACCUAAGAAGGGAACAGAGUUGAAGCAACUUCCUGACAAUCUCAAAUAUGUAUUUCUCGAACCUGAAGGAAAAUAUCUUGCUCUCAUAAACUCAGGCCUUCAGAAUAUCCAAGAAGAAAAGCUCAUUCGAGUCUUGAAAAAGUACAAAAAUGAUAUUGGAUGGGCAAUUGAGGAUUUGAAGGGUAUUAGCCCCACUGUGUGCAUGCAUAAAAUCCUCAUGGAAGAUGACCACAAGCCGGUAGUCCAACCACAGAGGAGACUUAAUUCGGCAAUGAAGGAAGUGGUUCAGAAAGAAGUGGUAAAAUUGUUGGAUGCAGGUCUUAUAUAUCCCAUUUCUGAUAGUCCGUGGGCGAGCCCGGUGCACGUUGUCCCUAAAAAAGGGGGGGACCACCAUAAUAAGGAAUGA
Molecule: messenger RNA, 1515 nt
Organism: Lathyrus oleraceus (garden pea)
Lineage: Eukaryota; Viridiplantae; Streptophyta; Magnoliopsida; Fabales; Fabaceae
Exons: 2
Coding region: 1-1515 (504 amino acids)
Source: RefSeq, a predicted model, not a curated record